Molecule: messenger RNA, 1922 nt
Organism: Ochotona princeps (American pika)
Lineage: Eukaryota; Metazoa; Chordata; Mammalia; Lagomorpha; Ochotonidae
Gene: MLKL
Product: mixed lineage kinase domain like pseudokinase
Exons: 10
Coding region: 426-1850 (474 amino acids)
Biological process (GO): protein phosphorylation; cell surface receptor signaling pathway
Molecular function (GO): protein kinase activity; ATP binding
Source: RefSeq, a predicted model, not a curated record
GUUUACCUUGAAGGCGGCCUCCCCCAUGCUCCAGAGGCUGACAGCAAGGAGCUGGUUUUAACGGACCCAGGGAGGAGCCAAGCAUCUCCUUACCGGGCCUUUCCCUGUCCCCACGUCAUCAUGGGUGCCCCUAUGAAGGCUACCAGGGUUCUGUCAUGGCCUAGAUCUAGACUUCCUAACAUGGGAACUAUUGGCAUUUUGAGGCUGGAUAAUCCUUUGCUGUGGGUCUGCCCUGUGCACUGUAGGACCCCACCUCCACCUGCUGAACACCAGCAGCACCCAUGGCAGAAUGCCUCUACACAUGACCUGAACAUGGUGGGGAGACCCAGUUAGUUCCCCAAAUUAGACACUCUCAAUUGUCCUUUAGCCAAGUGGUAAAUGCAGGAGGCGCUAAGACUUUGGCUGAUUCUGUGCUUCUUCCAGGAAUGGAUAAAUUGGGGCAGAUCAUCUCCUUAGGACAGUUCGUCUACCAACAAUGUGAAGACAUGAAAUUCUGCCGCAGACAGUGCCAGCGCCUCGGGAGCCGCGUGCACAGCCUGCUGCAGCCGCUGCAGAUGCUUCAGGCCCAAGGGAAGCAGAUCUCGUCCACUGAGGUCACGACUGCCCUGGACCGCUUCCAGGCCAUCCUGGAGAAAGCCAAGGGCCAGAUAGAGGAAUUCCGCCAGAAAUCCAGCAUUUACAGGUUUUUCACCGCAGGCCAGGACAAAAUUCUUUUCAGGGAAGUGAACGAGCAGCUGAGGGAUGUUUGGGAGGCACUCUCACUGGUGCUUCAGGUUGACCAAUGGAUGCUGGUGUCUGGGGGUAGCCAAGGAGCAUACUGGCAGCGGGAAGAUGAGCAGGAUGCAGAGGAAGACUGGCGAGUGAUCCAAAGGCGGAGAAUGGACAAUGAAGAUGUGAUGGCUUCACUGAGGCGGUUGGAAAUCAACAUAAAAGAGAUCAAGGAAACUUUAAGACAGUACUCAAGGAGACCGACAACGCCAGUGACGCCCCCAGAACCAAUCAAGGAGAUUCCGAAGGUGCAGCUUUGCGCCUCCCCAUGGAGCCUGCUGAGGGAGGAUGGAUUCAGCACACUGUACAAAGGAGAGUAUCACAGAUCCCCGGUGACCAUCAAAGUCUUCAACAAACCCCAGGCCAUCCCUGGAUUAGUGAGACAUACGUUCAAUAAUGAAAUCAGAACCAUGAGGAAGUUUGAUUCUCCCAACAUCCUGCGGAUCUUUGGGAUUUGCAUUGAUGAAACAGUGACUCCUCCUCAGUUCUCCAUCAUCAUGGAGCACUGUGAGCUCGGGACCCUGAGGGAGCUAUUGGAUAAAGAAAAGGACCUGACGUUUGGCGUGCGCUUCAUCCUGGCCCUGGAGGCAGCCAAAGGCUUGUACAGGCUACACCAUACAGAAGCACCUGAACUCCACAGAAAUAUCAGCAGCAGGAGCUUUCUGGUAACCAAAGGCUACCAAGUGAAGCUCGCAGGAUUUGAACUGAGCAAAACCCAGACUUCCAUCAGUCGGGAAAUGAAGGGGAAUAAAACAGACCGAGUGAGUGCUGCAGCGUACAUCUCGCCUCAGUGCCUGGACAACGUUUUUCGUAAAUAUGACAUAAAAGCUGAAAUAUACAGCUUUGGAAUCGUCCUGUGGGAAAUCGCCACUGGGAGGAUCCCAUUUGAAGGCUGUGAUUCUAAGACUAUCUACCAGCUGGUGGUUGUGCAACGGCAGCAGGAGCCGCUGGGAGAAGACUGCCUCCCGGUGCUGCAGGAGGUGAUUGGGCAGUGCCGGGCCUACGAGCCGGCAGAACGGCCCUCCAUGCAGGAAAUCAUAGAGAAACUGUCUACCUUCACUAGCUCAUGUACUGAAACCUGAGCCAUGGAUGCCCUGGAUGUGAAGCUGGAAGACACAUGAACUGGACAUAUCUUUUACAUCCUUCGCCAUCAG